CAAUAGAAUAGAAUUGUAUAGAAACUUCAAGUGAGUGAUGUUCCGGUGUCCGGCGGAAGGUGGCGCUGCUCGUGCGUCUCUCCGUCACACACACACACAGGAAGAGAAGAGGAAGAAGUGCUAGUGCUUUACAGCCUUGGUGACGAUAUGCAGAUGGAGUUCUGCAGCACUUCUGAUGGAAGAACAUCGAGCUCAGUGGGACACGUCCCCCCUGUGGAGCAGGACAGAGACUUCUGGAAAAAACCUCUAAAGGAGGAAGAAACUGAUGAAGAUGACUUCUAUGGAGGAACUUCAGGCUCUGUGGAAGAAGCAGAAGAUCAACAGAACAGAGAGUUCCAGAUAAUGAUAAAAGAAGAAGAACCAAAACAUGAUGACUCUCUGUAUUGUGAGGAUUGCAAAUCUUUCUAUGUCAACAAGUGUGAGGUUCACGGUCCGGCUCUCUUCAUCCCCGAUGUUGCGGUUCCACUGGGGGUCUCUGACCGAGCCAGACAAACCCUUCCUCCAGGUCUAGAGAUUCGGAAGUCCGGUAUUCCCGACGCAGGCCUGGGAGUGUUUAACAAUAGUGACACUAUUCCUGUUGGUGCGCACUUCGGGCCUUACCAGGGAGACACGGUAGAGCGAGAGGAAGCGAUGAACAGCAGCUACUCCUGGGUGAUACACAAUAGUGAGCAGAGUGAAAGCUACAUCGAUGCCACGUCAGAGAUGCGUUCUAACUGGAUGAGGUAUGUGAAUUGUGCUCGUAAUGAUGAAGAGCACAAUCUGGUGCCGUUUCAGUACCGAGGUGUGAUUAUGUACCGCUGCUGUCGAGCUGUGGAACCAGGACAGGAGCUGUUACUGUGGUAUGAGGAAGAGUUCAGUGAAGAUCUCAGCACCACCUUUAACUCCAUCUGGAACAGAAAGUGCUCCGUAAAUGGAAUGAAGACCGUCUUCUCCUGCUCCUCGUGUCCACUUUCUUAUACGUCCAAAAUUUAUCUCCACAAACACAUCAAGAGAUGCCACCAUGAGGAAUAUGUCCGACUCCUGAGAUCGGGGGAGAUUAAAUAUGAGCGCCUGGUGACCUCAAAAGCCUCCAUUCGGUCCUCAGCAGUGGCCUUGGACAGACCCAGCGCUGAAACUUUGCGUUCACAAACUCAGAAAGAUUCGCUCCAGUGCUCGGAAUGUGGGAAGGUUUUUCUCCAGCGGAAACAUCUCAAAGUUCACCAGCGUGUUCACACGGGCGAGAAGCCAUAUCAGUGCUCACAGUGUGGGAAGAGCUUCACGCAGCAGAGCAGCCUCUAUCUCCACCAGCGCCUUCACACUCGAAAGAACCUGUGUCAGUGUUUGCAGUGUGGAAAGAGUUUUACUCAACAGAUUCACCUGCAGGCCCAUCAGCGCAUUCACACGGGAGAGAAACCGUACCAGUGCUCACAGUGCGGGAAGCGCUUUAGUGAGAAAGGAAGUCUCCGCCGACACCAGACCAUUCACACCGGUGAGAAAGCGUAUCACUGCUUACAAUGUGGGAAGAGUUUCAGUGAAUUAGGAACACUCACACGACACCAGCGCAUUCACACGGGAGAGAAACCGUAUCAGUGCUCGCACUGCGGAAAGCGUUUCAGUGAACGAGGGAAUCUCAGAACACACCAGCGUAUUCAUACGGAAGAGAAGCUGUAUCAUUGUGCACAGUGUGGGAGGAGCUUCACUCACCAUAGCACACUCCAGCAUCACCAACGCAUUCAUACUGGGGAGAAACCAUACUACUGCUCGGUCUGCGGAAAAAGUUUUACCCAGCAAGGCAACUUCCAAAAACACCAGCGCAUUCACACGGGGGAGAAACCGUACUGCUGCGUCCAAUGUGGGAGGAGUUUUAUUCAGCAGAGUCACCUUCAGCUCCACCAGCAUGCUCACACUGGAGAACAGCUGAACAAUUACCAUUGUUCUUUUUGUGGGAAGGGUUUUACUUAUCAGAGUGCUCUCCAAAGACACCAGCGCUUUCACACAGGAGAGAGGCCAUAUAAGUGUGCACAGUGUGGGAAGAGUUUUACUCUACCUGGUGGUCUCCAACUACACCAACGCAUUCACACAGGAGAGAAACCGUAUGAGUGCUCACAGUGUGGAAAGAGCUUUAGUGAGAAAGCAGCUCUUCGAAGACACCAACGAAUUCACACCGGAGAGAAACCGUAUCCCUGCUUACAGUGUGGGAAAAGUUUUACUGAGAAAGCAGCUCUUCAAAGACACCAGCGCAUUCACACCGGAGAGAAACCGUAUCACUGCUUGCAGUGCGGAAAGAGUUUUAAUCAACAGAGUCAUCUUGAAAAGCACCAGCGAAUUCACACCGGAGAAAAGCCCUAUCACUGUUUACAGUGUGGGAAGAGUUUUAGUCAGCUCAGUAAUCUCCGAAAACACCAACGCACUCACACAGGACAGAAGCUGUUUUAGUGUCUGGCGUUUGGGAUUUUUUUUUUAUUCCCUCAAGCAUAACUUCUGCUAAUCAGACUUUCAUACAUCGAAGACAUAAUUUCAUGUUUUUAAACAAAUCAGAAUUUUUUUUUACAAAAAAUAUACAGGUAUCUCUACCACCCAACCAGGCAUGAUGGUUUAAACAGAUCAUUUAGGAUUGUAAUAAUCUGGUUUUAAAAAAUAAUGACAGUUUUGCUGUAGUACUCAGUUCACUCCUGUUGUCCGUGACUUUAACUCGAUGUAGUUUGAAUGCUAGUGUAAUUGGUAUUAUGUUGGUAAAUAUGUUCAUGUACUAUUAAAUUUGUGAGGUCCUAAGUUAAAUGGAUGGUCAUUGUGCUCCUAUGCUUCUUUUAAUAUUUUCAUUAUAGGAAUUUUAGGAAAUUAGGGAAGGAGCUAUUUUAUAAUCCACUGUGUAUCGAUAACCACCUGCUUCACCUGGAGCUGGGAAAUCUCUAGGUCUUAUAAAAAAAAACAACAACAAUGCAGCUGAUUAAAGCUUAUUUCUGUACUAUUUUCUUCUUUCUUUAUUUUAUAACAUUGAUAUUGAAAUUUAUCAUAAUUUAGAUUUAGUCCAAGUUUAUGCAGCUGAUUUGCUACAUUAAUUGUAUUUCAGGUUUUGUUGUUGGAGCUAACUUGGGCCUAAUAAAACCCAAAAGAAUUGUCUUAA
Tachysurus fulvidraco (yellow catfish) is the source of this 3103-nucleotide messenger RNA. Its product is annotated as zinc finger protein 501-like. The transcript is spliced from 8 exons. Gene Ontology annotation, biological process: regulation of transcription by RNA polymerase II. Gene Ontology annotation, cellular component: nucleus. The coding region runs from base 148 to 2415 and encodes 755 amino acids. Gene Ontology annotation, molecular function: DNA-binding transcription factor activity, RNA polymerase II-specific; histone methyltransferase activity; RNA polymerase II cis-regulatory region sequence-specific DNA binding. NCBI's taxonomy places the organism in Eukaryota, Metazoa, Chordata, Actinopteri, Siluriformes, Bagridae. The record is from RefSeq and is a predicted model, not a curated record.